Messenger RNA from Peronospora matthiolae, 243 nucleotides. The record is from the annotation of a GenBank genome assembly. Lineage: Eukaryota; Oomycota; Peronosporomycetes; Peronosporales; Peronosporaceae.
AUGGAACGGGAGGUUCUGCCCAGGAGUGACGGACGCGACAUCGAGAUCAAGGAAGCACUGUUCGUGCCAAGUAUGAGCAAGGAUCUGCUUUCGGUACUGCAGAUCAACAAGGGUGGCAAGUUCCAAGUCGUGUUCGAUGGCUCCAAGAUACAAGUAACGCGCAAGAAUUCCAAGCAAGUUGUGAUGACAGCGGAUCUCGUCGACGGAAUUUUACUGGCUGCGGACUCCUCAACGAUCGACUAA